CUUGAUUUAGCGGGCGGUAAGACUCAGACUCGCUGCCUCGGACCAGGCGCCCCGCGAUUUUGCCGAUUCUGCGACUUGGCUGCGCCAAACCAGAACGAAUCGCGACACUCUCCGAAAUAUACAUUCAUGCCGGUGUAGAGAGGCGUCGAGGGGAACCAACGAUGCUCUUGGGGCUCUAGAGAACUCUCCAACACUGGGAUCUUUUGACUUGCCAAAGCGCACCUGCCUGAAGGACGAAAACGGCCCAGCAUGUUCAUCCUGACCAAGAUCGCCGACCUUGUCGAGAUCGCGCCAGAGGAUUUUCGCAAGAAGAGCGUUGCCGCUAUUGAGGACAACAUCAACGCAAAGUAUGCGAAUAAAGUUAUUCAGAAGAUUGGUCUCUGUAUCUGCCUGUACGACCUCCUCUGGACCUCCGAAGGUCUCAUCGGCCAUGGCACGGGUCUGGUCAAUGUCAAUGUCGAGUUCAGGCUCAUUGUCUUUAGACCUUUCAAGGGUGAGGUUAUGUUUGGCAGGAUCAGAAGUUCAACGCCAGCUGGCAUCAAUCUGAGAACCGAUUUUUUCGAUGACAUCUUUAUUCCCUUUGAUGAGCUUCCCGAGGGUGCUGAGUUUAACCACUCGGAACAGCUUUGGAUCUGGAACAUCGAGGGCGAUAGGCUUUUCUACGAUAACCAUGAGAUGGUCAGGUUCCAGGUCAUCGACGAGGAGUGGCACGACCAGACGCCUGCAGGCCCAAGUCAGGGAGAGGAAGCUGCACCACCCAAGCCACCCUACAAAGUGAAGGGCACCAUGGCUAUGGAGGGUCUCGGCGUUUGCCUCUGGUGGGAUGGACAAGGCAACGAGUAGGACUCGGGAAGCCCUUGGCCUGUCACCAAAUAUUUCAUCAUCAACGACGGUGUG
Colletotrichum navitas is the source of this 897-nucleotide messenger RNA. RefSeq names its product RNA polymerase III subunit Rpc25. Gene Ontology annotation, biological process: transcription initiation at RNA polymerase III promoter; DNA-templated transcription. Gene Ontology annotation, cellular component: RNA polymerase III complex. The transcript is spliced from 4 exons. The coding region runs from base 250 to 843 and encodes 197 amino acids. The record is from RefSeq and is a predicted model, not a curated record. NCBI's taxonomy places the organism in Eukaryota, Fungi, Ascomycota, Sordariomycetes, Glomerellales, Glomerellaceae.